Messenger RNA from Otolemur garnettii (small-eared galago), 2959 nucleotides. RefSeq names its product zinc finger protein 268 (gene ZNF268). The record is from RefSeq and is a predicted model, not a curated record. Gene Ontology annotation, biological process: regulation of transcription by RNA polymerase II. Lineage: Eukaryota; Metazoa; Chordata; Mammalia; Primates; Galagidae. Gene Ontology annotation, molecular function: RNA polymerase II cis-regulatory region sequence-specific DNA binding; DNA-binding transcription factor activity. The transcript is spliced from 3 exons. The coding region runs from base 124 to 2568 and encodes 814 amino acids.
CCAGCUCAGAAGCACCUAUACAGGAGUGUGAUGUUGGAGAACUACAGCAACCUGGUAUCCGUGGGUUAUCUAUGCUCCAAACCUGAUAUUAUCUUCAAAUUGGAAUGAGGAGAAGAGCUGUGGAUGGUACAUGCCCAAAUCCCAAGUCAGGGCCAUCCAGAUAAAAUCUGGGAAAUUGAUGACCAUAUCAAAUGGCAUCAGGAAAACCAAGGCAAUCUGGGAAGUAUGGCAAAAAGCUAUGAAUGUACUACAUUUGGAAAACUAUGUUUUCUUAGUCAAAAUUACGUUUCUUCACAACAAAAACCUCAUAAAUGCAGCAUACUUGGAAAGAGUUUGAAAUAUAAUAUAGAUUUCUCUAAUUAUGCUGGAAAGAAUCCUAAUGUAUUUUAUGUACAUCAGGAAUCAUUCCUCCAUUCGAAACAUGAGCAAAAUGUUAUUGGAAUAAAAUGCUGUGAAAGUAAUGAAUCUGAAAAAGCUGUCAGUGAGAAGUCCCAACUUAUAUGCCAAAAAACCUUUGUGGGAGGAAAGCCCUUUGGAUGCAAUUACUGUGAGAAAGCCUUUAGCAGCAAGUCAUAUCUUAUGGUGCAUCAGCAAACUCAUGCAGAAAAGCAGCUCUAUGAAUGCAAUGAAUGUGGGAAAUACUUCAGCAGUGAAUCAUACCUCAGUGUACAUCAGAGAAUUCAUUCAGGAGAGAAACCUCAUGAGUGCAGUGAAUGUGGGAAAACAUUCUGUCUCAAUUCACAGCUUACUAUACAUCAGAGGAUUCACACAGGUAAAAAUCCCUAUGAACGCUACGAAUGUGGGAAAUUCUUCAGUAGGAAAGACCAGCUUAUUUCACAUCAGAGAACUCAUUCAGUACAUAAACCCUAUGGUUGUAAUGAAUGUGGCAAAUCUUUUGGUUUAAAAUCGCAGCUCUUUAUACAUGAAAGAGUCCAUACAGGAGAGAAACCAUAUGAAUGCAGCGAAUGUCAUAAAGCCUUUAAUACAAAGUCAAACCUUGUGGUACAUCAGAGAACCCACACAGGGGAAAAACCCUAUGGUUGCAGUCAAUGUGGAAUAGCCUUUAUGUUCAAAUCACAGCUCAUUGUACAUCAGGGUACUCAUACAGGAGUAAAGCCCUAUGGGUGCAUUCAGUGUGGGAAAGCAUUCAGUUUGAAGUCACAGCUCAUUGUACAUCAGGGAAGUCAUACAGGAAUGAAACCUUAUGUAUGCAAUGAAUGUGACAAAGCUUUCCAGAGCAAGUCAUACCUUAUUAUACAUAUGAGGACUCAUACUGGAGAGAAACUCCAUGAAUGCAAGGAUUGUGGGAAAGCCUUCAGUUUUAAUUCACAACUCAUUAUACAUCAGAGGAUUCAUACAGGAGAGAGUCCAUACAAAUGCUAUGACUGUGAGAAAACCUUUAGUCGGAAGUAUCAGCUCAUUUCACACCAGAGAACUCAUGCGGGGGAAAAACCCUAUGAAUGCAAUGAUUGUGGAAAAGCUUUUGGUUUAAAAUCUCAGCUUAUUAUACACCAGAGAACUCAUACAGGAGAGAAACCCUUUGAAUGUAGUCACUGUCAGAAAGCCUUUAAUACAAAGUCAAACCUUGUUGUACAUCAGAGAACUCAUACAGGAGAGAAACCCUAUUGUUGUAGUGAAUGUGGAAAAUCCUUUACAUUUAAAUCACAGCUUAUUGUACAUCAGGAAAUUCACACUGGAGUAAAACCUUAUGCAUGCAAUCUCUGUGAAAAAGCCUUUAGUUUGAAGUCACAGCUCAUUGUACAUCAAAGAACUCAUACAGGAGUAAAACCACAUGGAUGCAGUGAAUGUGGGAAAGCCUUCAGGAGCAAAUCAUACCUUAUUAUCCAUAUGAGAACCCAUACAGGAGAGAAGCCACAUGAAUGCAGUGAAUGUGGGAAAUCCUUUAGUUUCAACUCACAACUCAUUGUACACCAGAGAAUUCACACAGGUGAAAAUCCCUAUGAGUGCAGUGAAUGUGGUAAAGCUUUUAAUAGGAAAGAAUUGCUUAUCUCACAUCAGCGAACUCAUGCUGGGGAAAAACCUUUUGGGUGCAAUGAAUGUGGGAAAGCCUUCAGCAGCAAGUCAUACCUCAUUAUACACAUGAGAACUCAUUCAGGAGAGAAACCAUAUGAAUGUAAUGAAUGUGGGAAAGCAUUCAUUUGGAAGUCACUACUCAUUGUACAUGAGCGAACUCAUGCAGGGGAAAAUCUUUAUAAAUGCUGUCAAUGUGAGAAAUACUUCCGUGGGAAAUUACAGCUCUCUGUACACCAGAGAAUGCAUACAAGAGACAAACCCUAUGAAUGCAGUGAAUGUGGAAAAGCCUUUGUUAGGAAAUCUCAGCUCAUUGUACACCAGAGAACUCAUUCAGGAGAGAAACCUUAUGGGUGUAAUGAAUGUGGAAAAACCUUCUCUCAGAAAUCAAUCCUUAGUGCACACCAGAGAACACAUACAGGAGAGAAACCCUGUAAAUGCCCUGAAUGUGGAAAAGCCUUUCGCUGGAAGUCACAGCUCAUUAUGCAUCAGAGAACUCAUGUAGAUGACAAGCAUGUUGAUGAGUUCAGUGUGUGAAACAUUUCUAUCAAAAUGUUUCUAUUUCUAUCAGUCAAUUCCCAGAAGUUACCAACAAAAUUACAUGGGAGAAAAACUAUACAUGGAAAUGUCUUUUCCUCCAGAAAACUCAUACCAAACAGAAACUUUAUGAAUACACAGCAUAUGCAAAGGCAUCCACAGAGAGCUAUUCUUUACAUGCAAAAAGAUGUUAGGAAAUGUAUAUAGGAAUCCUGUGAAUUUAGUAAACCCUGUGAAAUUUUUCAGUAUUAAGUCAUAUCUUUUUAAUCAGUUUAUACAGGUGAAGAACCAUAUGAAUGAAAUGGAUAAUGGAAAGUUGUUAAUAUAGAGUAAUAUUCACAAAGAGAAAACUUCAUGAAGCAAAUGAAAAUAGAUGUCUUUAUUAUCAAAC